Messenger RNA from Fragaria vesca subsp. vesca, 2368 nucleotides. RefSeq names its product PHD finger protein At1g33420-like. The coding region runs from base 34 to 2136 and encodes 700 amino acids. Lineage: Eukaryota; Viridiplantae; Streptophyta; Magnoliopsida; Rosales; Rosaceae. The transcript is spliced from 5 exons. The record is from RefSeq and is a predicted model, not a curated record.
CUUCUAGGAUAUCGGUGAUCACGCGCCGCCGUGAUGGUGGUGAAUGAGCGACCUCAGAAGCGGAUGAAGAGGCGUAUCACGGCGGAUCUCAACGACUUCUUCACCUUCCCGUCCUCGUCGGCGGGGGCUACUGGACCUUUCAGGACCGUCGUCAGGGAGUUUCUCUCUAACCAUGCGCUGGUUCCUCCGCCGUCGUCCCUCUUCCCUCACCUGAUGACGUGGCAGAUUCUCUUCAGGGUCGGCGAUGCUGCCGAUCAGCUCCCGGCGACCGCGGCCUCGGCGGACGGUCCCGAUUCGCCCGUCGUGUGCCUCGAUAUCGUCGAGGAGGACGUCGCCAGAUCUCGAAACGUCUAUUGUGAUCAGUGCCGAGUUGUCGGAUGGAGUGGUCAUCCAGUUUGCGGGAAACGUUAUCACUUUAUAAUUAAGGCUGAUGGUAAUUCCAUUGGCGGGUAUCACAAGCCUUGUAUGUGCUGUGGAGAUGUUGUGCAUAUCUACGAAUCCAAGUGCAAAUCUUGCAACCUUGAUGCAAGUACAGACGAUGUUGAAGAUUGGGUGUACAGCCAAUUAGAGAAUACAACCCAUCUUCUGCAUGGAGUAGUCCAUUCAAAUGGUUUUGGACACCUUCUCAGGGUAAAUGGAAGGGAAGGUGGCUCGAGGAUGCUUUCUGGAUGCCAUAUCAUGGACUUUUGGGACCGGCUCUGUAAAGUUCUUGGAGUGAGAAUGGUCAGUGUGAUGGAUGUGUCAAAGAAGUAUGGGCUGGAAUAUCGGCUACUUCAUGCAAUCAUCAGAGGACAUCCCUGGUAUGGUGACUGGGGUUAUGAAUUUGCUACUGGUAGUUUUGCUCUCACUCUUGAUGCCUAUAAUUUGGCUGUUGAAAAACUCUCUACCCUACCCCUGUCCACCUUUCUUGCGCAACGUCGAUUUCCAUCUUGCAUCCGUGACAUCAUCUUGAGAUACCAGUCCCUAUCAGAACAUGAGCUUUUGAAUAUAAGAGAUCUCUUUAGUUUCUUGAUUAAAUUGAUCCAUGAUGCUCCCAAGUGUUCUUCAAGGGGUGAUGAUGCCAUGAGCAAGAAGCGACGAGCUUCCGGAGUUCUGUAUUCUUGGACGAAGAGUGAUGUUGAAUGUGUAGAAGAAGCCAUGGUCAAGGUGCUGCGUGCAGUUACUGGGCCAAAUUGGGUAAAUCAGCGUAAUCUUAGGAAAGCUAUUUACAAGGGACAACCACCCGAUCUCCUGGAUUAUAGCCUCAACGAACUUGGAGGGAAAAUAGUAGCAGAAGGGAUCUUCGUUAAUUCAAGACGCAAUGCUGAUGGUGAUUUUGAAUACAGACUCGAGGCUGGAAGCGCAUCAGACGACUCUUCCACCUCUAGAAGCCUAUCAGAAGAAAAUCUUGUACUGGACAUACGUUUCUUAUAUGAGUCGAUGCUCCACCCCCAAACUAUGAUGAAAGAUGUGCCUCAGGAAACAAGGGACCUUGCUGUCAGCUGUGCUGAAAAGCUACUUGACUGCAAGCAGUUUGUAAAGGAUUACAAGCCCGAAAGGAUGUCCACUAAAGAUCCAUCGCUUACAUGUGUCUUAUGUAGAGUUGAAUUUACAGACGAGUCUGAAGAAUAUUCCACCCUGGACCCCCCUCCAGAACUGAUUGUUCUAACCAAUGCUACUGUAUCCGAUCUCAAGGUUGCAGCAUCAAAAGCUUUUCAAGAUGUAUAUUUGGUGUUGAAAAGGUUUCAAGCCGAAGAGUUGGUUGACUAUGGCGGUGUUGAUGAAUCCACCCAGGUCAAGAAGUUGUUAGGGUCAGGAGAAUAUGUUCGAGUGAGAGGGCGCUGCAAUGCAAAGAGUGGAUGGAGUAAGUUCAGCAUGGAGAGAGGGAUGGAGAGGUGGACAGUGGAGUGCAGCUGUGGGGCAAAGGAUGAUGAUGGAGAGAGAAUGAUGGCUUGUGAUCUUUGUGGUGUGUGGCGGCACACUCGAUGUUCUGGAAUCCCAGACUCAGAUUCGGUCCCUGCCAGUUUUGUUUGUCAAGGAUGCAAAAACUCAGUUCCAGUAACGCAAAAUGCUGGGCCUUGCAAGGAUGAGGUGGUUGCUAAGGUUGAAAGCUGCUCCUUUGGUAAUAAUUUGAUUGGCCCUCCUGACGUUCGCUGAUAUAAUUUUACUGUUAGUCAAUAAGUAAUUGGUUUGAUUUCGUCAUUUCUUCGGUAAGAGAGGUUGGUUUCCUCUAUCCCCAAAGGACCAUGUACAUAAAAUCCGUAGGCCUUUUUAGUACUUUUCUGGGCAGUUAUACGGACUCCCAUUUUCUUUCUAAUUUCCUACUUUUCUUCGUCUGUAUAUAUUUCUUCCUAUGGUUAACAAAAGAGAAGUUGAAAAGUUAUAACAU